GUGUAUAUUCUUAAGCGAAUAAUAUAAGCAGAAAAAAAGCCAUAUCUAUCAAUUUGUGAAAUUUCUUACAUAUUCUUAAAUAAACGUAUUCAAAAGAGAGUUCUGAUAGAUUAUGCCUAAAGUGCGUCGCAGUCGUAAACCGCCGCCAGAUGGUUGGGAAUUAAUUGAACCUACUUUGGAAGAGCUGGAGCAAAAAAUGCGCGAAGCAGAGACUGAACCUCAUGAAGGGAAACGUAUUACCGAAUCAUUAUGGCCAAUUUUCAAAAUACAUCAUCAAAAAUCUCGGUAUAUUUACGAUUUAUUUUAUCGUCGUAAGGCAAUCAGCCGUGAAUUGUAUGACUAUUGUCUUAAGGAAAAAAUAGCAGAUGCAAAUUUAAUCGCAAAGUGGAGGAAGUCCGGUUAUGAGAACUUGUGUUGCCUACGUUGCAUACAGACGCGUGACACUAAUUUUGGUACAAAUUGUAUAUGUCGUGUUCCUAAAUCGAAAUUGGAAGAAGGGCGUGUCGUAGAAUGCGUUCAUUGCGGCUGUAGAGGCUGUUCGGGUUAAAAAUUUUGCAAAAAAUUUCAUAUGUAAAUAAAAUAAAAUAAAUAUCGCAAACGGCCUGUUAUCGAUAAAUUCGGAUUAUCACUUGAAUAUUCCCGCUAUUUCUCAUCAAUUACGUCUCAAGAAAAUUACUAAAGGAAUUUACACGAAAAAUGCUCUGGAACAAUCUAACAUCAUAUAAAGAAGUCUUGCGUAGAUCAAGAGUUUGUAUACCUCAUGACCGCUUUAUGACGUGUUUUUUUCGAUCGUAACGAAGCCGAGUAUAAGGACUUAUGCGGACCGUUACAAUGCAAACAAUCUUGCGCUAUAAGAAGGUUAUUGAUUGGGCAGUGGAAGAUGUUGUGCGAUCCGAAUCGUUCCUCGGUGGGACUAAAAAUGUGUCAGUGAACCAAAUUUCAUCAACGUUGCGCACAAGACGGACGGACGGACGGACAGACAGAAGAGCUUGAAUCGGUAGAAUAAAGGAUGGAUCUAUCUCAAGUCCUUCUGAUUGCUGCAUAUAUCCGCAUAAACUUAAUAUACCCUUGCACCACAAGUAGUGUAAGGUAGUAUAGUAAGUCAGUUAAUGUUUGGACGGGGAAAAUUUCAAAAUGUAUUGUAUUUUUUUUUUUUUUAUUUUAAAUGCGAACAUAAUUUUAAAUUAACUCGUGAAAAGCAAAUUGGCGCCACAAGUAGUGUAAGGUAUAGUAAAUCAGUUGAUGUUUAGACGGAAAAUUUCAAAAUGUGUUGUAUUGUAUUUUUUUCUUUCUUUUAAAUGCGAACAUAAUUUUA
Glossina fuscipes is the source of this 1315-nucleotide messenger RNA. RefSeq names its product protein BUD31 homolog (gene l(1)10Bb). Gene Ontology annotation, cellular component: nucleus; spliceosomal complex. Gene Ontology annotation, biological process: mRNA splicing, via spliceosome. The coding region runs from base 113 to 547 and encodes 144 amino acids. Lineage: Eukaryota; Metazoa; Arthropoda; Insecta; Diptera; Glossinidae. The transcript is spliced from 3 exons. The record is from RefSeq and is a predicted model, not a curated record.